Molecule: messenger RNA, 1005 nt
Organism: Lachancea meyersii CBS 8951
Lineage: Eukaryota; Fungi; Ascomycota; Saccharomycetes; Saccharomycetales; Saccharomycetaceae
Source: the annotation of a GenBank genome assembly
AUGCUGGUACCACCGGCUAAUUUUGGUGUAGCGGAAGAAGGAAUUUAUCGAUGCUCCAAGAUUGAAACGCUUAAUCUAUCGUUUUUGGAGACGCUCAAUCUCAAAACGGUGAUAUUUGUAGGUGGACAAGAGCCAUCUAAAUUUUUCAGAGAGUUUUUUGAACGUUCUUACAUUCAGUGGUUCGUUGUGCGUACAGCCAACGUAUCCUCAAAUAUGGCGCCCGCAAACGCUAGCGGUGCCAAAGCAAAUUCGGACGAAAAAGUGAUAAAUUCAAACCAGCAUGUGGGGCCCGACAGUUAUGAACUGAGCGACAACGACGACCUGAUGAUUAUCAAGAGCUACAGCCUGAAAAGAACAUUCGAGUUGCUGUUGAACACCUCAAAUCACAAUACUAUUCUAGUUGAUAAAACUUCUAUUGUGGUGGCUGUCUUGCGGAAAAUACAGAAAUGGAAUAUUGCAUCCAUAAUAAACGAGUAUAGGCUGUUUGCAACCAAGAACGCGAAUUACUUUGCAGAAACGUUGCUGGAAAUGAUAAACGUCAGAAUUGUGCAAGAAGAAGAGGAUAAGCUCGGACAUAUCAAUCUAGAGGAUCUGCAAGUCGGUGAUACACCUGAAAUCAGUGACUUACGCGGUUGCAGUAAAUGGGAAAUUGUUAAUGAAUGGGAUCUUAAUAAGCCUCCCCGCAUACCGGUGCAUUUGCUCCGCAUUCUGGAAAGUUUUCAGGCAGAUAACAAGAUUUCCAAUGAGCCAUUGGACCUGGAAGUACCACUCAUGGCCAAAAGCCAGUCGGAUCUAGGAAUCUUUGGUAAUAGGUAUCGUUUAGCCUUCAACAAAAGAGAACGUGCAGACUACGACUUUUACAAAGGCGGGAAGCAUAAUGUGAUAACUUUUCACUUGCCCAGAGAUCCCUUGCUGCCGCGGUGGUUCAUCCGUCAGCGGGAGUUGUGGGAAAACGAAAAUGCUAAAGAACACCACAAUUUCUACAAGGAAAGCAUAUUUGUAUGA